AUCCAAGUAGAGAAAAAAAAAAAAAAGAACAACAGCUCACCCCAAACAGGAGCAUCAGAUCUUCGCCUCCGGUUCGCUUCAUAUUUGAUUCAUGACUACCAAUUGACUGCUCCCUCUCUGAGCGCACAGAGUAAGAAGUGCAAAAGAGAAAACAAAAUAAAUAAAUAAAUAAAUAAAUUUAUUUCUCCUCUACGCAAUGUUGAGAAGAGAACCAUUUCUCUGCAAACUCAUCUUUUUGCUCUACUGUUUCGCUUCGCUCUCACUCGCUGACGAACUCAACGAGUCAGAUCGGCUCGAGUUCACCGCCAACACUUCAAUCUCUAACACCUCUCUCUCUAAACCUAGAGAAGGCAGUAGCUUCGCUGAUAUCAUCGAUAAAGCUCUCGAGAAAGAGUUCACUGAAAAUGACCAAAACGAAGCAACUGAUGCUGGAAGCUUCAACAACAGCGUCGCAGAACAGCAGGCAGUUUUGGAAACUGUUGCCAGAGUUAAAUCGAAGAAAAAUGACUCGAAAGAGGAAAAGUUGUUUAAAUUUCAACAUGUUUUCAAUUUGGACAAUGAUAAUGGAGCAGAAGAUACCCCAACACUGAUUGAUCGAAAGGAUAAUGUCUUCAUUAUAUCCAAUUUUAAAUCAAAAUAUCCAGUGCUGCAGCUAGACUUGCGAUUGAUAUCAGAUUUGGUUGUCGUCAUUGUGUCUGCAACUUGUGGUGGCAUUGCAUUUGCUUGUGCUGGACAACCGGUCAUUACUGGAUACUUGCUAGCAGGAUCUAUUAUUGGUCCUGGAGGAUUCAACUUUGUCAGUGAAAUGGUUCAAGUUGAGACGGUGGCUCAGUUUGGUGUAAUUUUUCUUCUCUUUGCCUUGGGCCUGGAGUUCUCGACAACAAAACUUCGAGUUGUCCGAGCAGUUGCUGUUGUAGGUGGCCUGCUUGAAAUUAUUUUAUUCAUGUUCUUAUGUGGCAUUACAGCCAUGUUAUGUGGUGGUAAGUCUUCUGAGGGUGUGUUUGUUGGUGCAUUUCUUUCGAUGUCUUCAACAGCAGUGGUAUUGAAGUUCUUGAUGGAAAAGAAUUCUACUAACGCCCUUCAUGGGCAAGUUACCAUUGGAACUCUUAUUUUGCAGGACUGUGCAGUUGGUUUGCUGUUUGCACUGCUUCCUGUUUUAGGUGGAACUUCUGGUGUUCUUCAAGGACUAAUGUCCAUGACUAAAGUGUUGGUGGUGUUGAUUGCAUUUUUGGCUGUUCUGUCUAUAUUGUCUUGUACUUGGGUUCCAUGGUUUCUUAAAUUGAUGAUGAGCCUAUCAUCACAGACAAAUGAACUCUAUCAAUUAGCAUCAGUCGCGUUCUGCUUGCUUGUGGCCUGGAGUAGUGAUAAGCUUGGUCUAAGCCUAGAACUGGGUUCAUUUGCUGCUGGGGUGAUGAUAUCAACAACUGAUCUUGCUCAGCAUACACUAGAACAAAUUGAACCUAUUCGGAAUUUCUUUGCUGCUCUUUUCCUUGCCAGCAUUGGAAUGCUGAUCCAUGUUCAUUUUCUCUGGAGCCAUGUUGAUAUAUUACUGGCAUCUGUUAUAUUGGUCAUCAUCAUAAAAACAGCCAUAAUCACUGCUGUUGUGAAGGGAUUUGGUUACAACAACAAGACAUCACUUCUUGUUGGAAUGUCUUUGGCUCAAAUAGGAGAAUUUGCUUUUGUUCUUCUUAGCCGUGCUUCUAAUCUUCAUUUAGUUGAGGGAAAACUUUACCUGCUGCUUCUUGGGACAACAGCCCUUAGCUUGCUUUUCAGUUUAAAAUCCCCACUGCAUGAAGUGAAAAGUGCAAUUCAGACUACAAUUGUGGUUGAUGCUUAUUUUUACUCUGGAGAUUGAUGUGGACAAGGGACACUGAUUUGAUAUAAUGUGGAUAUGUGCUACAUAGUUGUGGCUUUUCUGUACUGAUCUUUGUUAGAAGACAAUUUUUUUUGCAUGUGGAAACAACAAUUAACAUGUGACAAGAAGUUACUGAUACGCUUGCCAUGCAUCUUGAAAUAAAUGUGACAGUACAAGAUGAAGUUCAAAUGAUGGACAAACUUUGUGCAGCCUAGUUGUGGCUGUCAUUUGGAAGCUAGACCUGUGAUUAGAGUAGGCAAUGCUUUUCUAUCCCCAUUGUUUAAGAAGGAAGUUUCCGGUGGCAUUGAGUUGCCAAAAAAGUGAACUGAGAGGAAUCAAUUUUUUUUGGUCUGUCAGUAUUUCAAAUACCCAAGAUGUGUUGGAUUUACCGUCGCUGCACACAUUUUGUCAGAUGUUAACCCGUGUAAAGUACCUGCAGGUGACAACGACUCUGCUUUUCAAGCUAAUUCCUGCUGUAAUGCAUCUAGGAGUGCUGUUACGGUGGUUCCCUCCCGACAGUGCAGU
Molecule: messenger RNA, 2380 nt
Organism: Populus trichocarpa (black cottonwood)
Lineage: Eukaryota; Viridiplantae; Streptophyta; Magnoliopsida; Malpighiales; Salicaceae
Product: K(+) efflux antiporter 6
Exons: 19
Coding region: 197-1855 (552 amino acids)
Biological process (GO): proton transmembrane transport; potassium ion transmembrane transport
Cellular component (GO): membrane
Molecular function (GO): potassium:proton antiporter activity
Source: RefSeq, a predicted model, not a curated record